UCAUGCUGCUGCCAGGUCCAGAGUGUCUCAUGGGUCCCUGUACGGCCUCCCAUUGCUGCUGUCUCCAUCGCCACACUCUGCCAUGUGCCAUUUUCAGGUCUCCUCACACUGCUGGUGUGUUCCAUUUUGUCAUAGGGUGCUGGCAGAUUACGGGCCUCCCAUUGCUGCUGCCAGGCCCGUAAUCUGCCAUGGGCCCCCGUACCGCCUCCUCAUGCUGCUGCCAGGUCCACAGUGUCUCAUGGGUCCCUGUACGGCCUCCCAUUGCUGCUGUCUCCAUCGCCACACUCUCUGCCAUGUGCCACUUUCAGGUCUCCUCACACACUGCUGGUGUGUUCCAUUUUUUGUC
Messenger RNA from Staurois parvus, 346 nucleotides. The record is from the annotation of a GenBank genome assembly. Lineage: Eukaryota; Metazoa; Chordata; Amphibia; Anura; Ranidae.